This is a messenger RNA of Solanum dulcamara, 790 nucleotides long. RefSeq lists its product as uncharacterized. The record is from RefSeq and is a predicted model, not a curated record. Bases 125 to 448 code for a protein of 107 amino acids. Gene Ontology annotation, molecular function: structural constituent of ribosome. The transcript has 2 exons. Gene Ontology annotation, cellular component: ribosome. Gene Ontology annotation, biological process: translation. Lineage: Eukaryota; Viridiplantae; Streptophyta; Magnoliopsida; Solanales; Solanaceae.
UGAAAAGGGUUUAAAUAAAUCUACAUGAGGUAGAAAACCGCUGAAAUUUUAGUACUCCUAAAAACAACAUAAUUUUCCCAACAAAAAACUGAAAAAUCCCCCAUUGCUCAUUGAAACCCUAGAAAUGAUCAGCUCAGCGACGAAGCAUGCAUCGUCCAUCUUCAAUCGACCGAACUUUGCCCUGAAUCCACUAAAUUGGGAGUUGCAACAAUGGCGAGGCAUAAGAGUGAAGGUGAGGAACAACAAUCUAGACCAAGCACUUUUUUUUAUGCAGAAGAAAAUGCAGUCUAGCGGAAUGGAACGCCUGAUAAAGCGCGAACAGCUGCACCACAUCAAGAAUUCAGAGAAGCGUGUAUUGGCUCGUAAGAUCCUUGAACGUAAAAUCCGUUCUCAAGAAUUCGCUCGUAAGCUCAAAUCCAUCCUUAUCAAGAAAGUCAGGGGUUUGUAAAGGAGGAUUCCAGCAGAGUUUUCUUCACUAACUAUUCUGACUUGGCAGGAUGGUUGCCACAAUCAUCAUUUUCUUGCACCUCCCUAUGUGAACUACACCUUUAAGAAUAACUUUUUCCUUUUAUUGAUUUUCUAUUAGAUUUCUCAUAUACUUGAUGUAGAAAUUCGGCAGGUGUUGGUUGCUAGUUGGUGCACUUUUUUUUUUCUGGUUCUUUGGACCAAUGGUUAAUUUGAUAAAUAACUUUGCAAAGAGUGCUUAUGACAUACGGGGAAUGUACGAAUGCCCAUAAGGUUUCUUGAUUUAACAAAGCCAAAUCUGAUCAGGGACUCUUUGAUGCCAAAA